AUGGUAUCAGAGCUACGGCUUAAUUCCGGUGGAUUCAACAAUGGCGGACGAAUCCUCAUGAUUCGACCACUUCCAAAUGUUAACCAGGCAUAUGCUAUGGUAGUUAAUGUUGAGAGUCAAAGGAAAAACAAUGCAGCUUUAAGUGAUGGCAUUGGUGAUUCAACAACACUGAUGAGUAAAGCUAACUUAGGAAUUGGAAACAACAGCUUCAAACCUAGAAAUAGUCUUGAGAGACCUACACUACAAUGUGACUACUGUCACUUGAAAGGUUAUACCAAGGACACUUAUUAUAAACUCCAUGGAUACCCUACUGAUUUCAAGGCCAAGAGAAGGGGUUACUCAGGUCCUCAGGUGAACAAUGCAUUUACUGCUAGAGGAUUUCAACCUUUUGACCUUCCUCAACCUACUCCUCAACAAACUUCACAACCUACUCCUCAAUUUUCCCUUGCUCUAAUGUUUACUCAAGAACAAUAUGAUCAGAUCCUACAUAUGCUGAACAAAGGCAAGCGGGUAGAAUCAGUGGCAAAUGCAGCAACUAUGAAUAACACAGGUACUAUAAAAGCCUUCAUGUCUCAUCUAGUUAAUAGUAACUGGAUAGUAGACACAGGGGCCUCCAACCAUAUGGUACAUAAUUCCAAGUUACUAAGUGAAAUCAAAGAUCUGACUAGUAUAGACCAUAACAAGGUUCAUCUUCCUAAUGGUGAGCAGAUUGCUACCAAUCACACUGGAGUUUCUACAAUCUUCAGAACUAAAUCAUUACAGAAUGAUCUCUUGAGUGGGAAGGUAAUGGGGAUUGGUAAAGAAGAAUGUGGACUCUACAUCCUGAAGUUAAAUUUGCCUGAAGACUCAGUGCAGCAGCAGAAUGCAAAGCCCAUUAACAAUCUAGCAUCUUCUAUAAAUACUAUCUCUAGUCUCAAUAAGACAGUCCCUCCUAAGUCUACUAAGAAUUGUAUUGUGUCUUUGUGGCACAAGAGAUUAGGACAUGCACCUAUGAAAGUAACUAGUCUCUUGUUGUUGCAUGGAAUUAUUCAUCAGAGUUUCUGUUCUACACACCUCAGCAGAAUGGGUGAACGUGUUUCUACAGCAGUCUAUCUUUUGAAUAGAUUGCCUACUGUCUUGUUGAAAGGAGCAUCUCCAUUUGAGAAACUCUAUGGCAAGGUCCCAUCUCUCCAACACUUGAGAGUCUUUGGCAGUCUAUGCUAUGCCACUUCUACUAGCAAAACAGAUAAAUUUAGCCCCAGAGCCAUUCCUGCUGUCCAUCUUGGCUAUUCUUCUGUGCAAAAGGGAUACAUUCUAGAUGGUCUUCACUUAAAACUAUUCUUUGUAAGCAAGGCAACUGUCUUUAAGGAGGAUGUCUUUCCUUUUAAGCAUAACAUAUCUGGUUCUUCCCCUUUAUUUCCCAUUUUGAAUCUGUUAGAAGCUGAUUGUUCUUCUCCUCAGUACAUUCCUUCUCCUAGAACUCCUACAGCUGAGUCUCCUUCUUCUGUUUCAAGUCCAUCAGUUGAUUCUACUCAGCUACCUUCUGAUCUUCUUCCACUAUCCAGUCCUUCUCCUAUUGCUGCUCCACCUCAUAUUAGGAAUUCAUCUAGGACCUCUGUUCCUCCUAUAUGGUUAAAAGACUAUGUUGUACCCUCCAAAGGAGCAGUCUGCAAUUAUUCCAUUUUCCAGUAUGUUUGUUAUGACAAGCUGUCUCCUGCCUAUCAGGCUUGUAUUGCUGCAUACUCAGCUGUGUCUGAGCCUACUUCCCAUGCUGAGGCAAGCAUUGAUCCUUAG
Messenger RNA from Nicotiana attenuata, 1773 nucleotides. RefSeq lists its product as uncharacterized. Lineage: Eukaryota; Viridiplantae; Streptophyta; Magnoliopsida; Solanales; Solanaceae. The record is from RefSeq and is a predicted model, not a curated record. The transcript is spliced from 5 exons. Bases 1 to 1773 code for a protein of 590 amino acids.